Messenger RNA from Drosophila willistoni, 744 nucleotides. RefSeq lists its product as uncharacterized. The transcript is spliced from 2 exons. NCBI's taxonomy places the organism in Eukaryota, Metazoa, Arthropoda, Insecta, Diptera, Drosophilidae. Bases 1 to 744 code for a protein of 247 amino acids. The record is from RefSeq and is a predicted model, not a curated record.
AUGUCUAAUAAGCUGACUAUUCUCGUUUUUGCCAUUUGCUUUGUGGGCCUAUGUGCCUCUGAAGGAUCUAGGCAAAGCUCAAAUGUUCGAAAUUCCCUUUCGAAAAUUGUUCCCCGAUUGCUAUGGAACUUGCAUCGCGGCGAUGAAAGUCAUAAGAGCAGCCCACCCGUUAUCAUUGUGCAGCAGCCCUCAGAUUCUGGAGCGGAUAGGCAUCACCAUCAACCCUAUCCUUUUCCAUAUAAUUAUCAACCUCAAUACUACCGCCCACCACAACCACAAAUACCACCAUUCAAUAUUCCUGGCCUAGACUUAAACUCAUUGAACAGCGGCUUAGGAACCACCAUUCUCGUCAUUAAUCCCAAUAACAUGCAGAACCUGAGCGUAUCAACAGGAACCAGCAACUCAACCGGUCGUAGUUUCAAGGGUCCUAGCAUUGGAGAUCUUUUGCAGGGUUUAAAUCUUGGUGAUUUCACUGACAGCUUCGACGAUGAUUCGGAAGUGGUCAACACAUCCGAUGAUGGUGAUAUGGAGGGCACGUUCAACAGUCACCAUGAUGACAAUCAGGAUCAAGAUGAUCAGGGUGCAAUCUCUGACGAUGAAUUCUCGCUAUUGGAACGUCAAGCCAGUCGUGGACUAAGUCCGAAACAAUUGCUAACUUUCCUCAUGCAGGACAAACGUCGCAGACGCAUGCAGGAAGUCCUGGCUGGCAUCUAUUUGAGAAACUAUAGUCUAAAUAGAAAGUGA